UCUUGGGCUGGAGGAAAAGGAAGGUGGCAUUGGUUGGCUGGUCACCCUCCUUCUCAAGGAUGCAUUAUAAAAGGCUCCUCUCCACAGGAGCAUCCCCACACAUUGAAAGAUCCCCUGAAGGAGCCAUGACUGCCCUGGGCAUCACGGUUGCCCUGCUGGUGUGGUUGGUCACCCUGCUGCUCGUCUCCAUCUGGAAGCACAUCCACAGUAGCUGGAAACUUCCCCCUGGCCCUUUCCCACUGCCCAUCGUUGGGAACAUUUUCCAGUUGGACCUUAAGAAUAUUCCCAAAUCCUUCACCAUGCUGGCAGAGCGUUAUGGGCCGGUGUUCACUGUGUACCUGGGUUCACGGCGCAUUGUGGUCCUGCAUGGCUACAAGGCCGUGAAGGAGGUCUUGCUCCACUACAAGAAUGAGUUCUCUGGCAGAGGGGAAAUCCCCGUGUUCCAAGUGCACAAGGACAAAGGGGUCAUUUUCAAUAAUGGACCAACCUGGCGGGACACUCGGCGGUUCUCCCUCACCACCCUCCGUGACUUCGGGAUGGGGAAAGAGGGCAAUGAGCAGCGGAUCCAGAGGGAGGCCCACUUCCUGCUGGAGGCGCUCAGGAAGACCCAUGGCCAGCCCUUUGAUCCCACCUUCCUCAUCGGCUGCGCACCCUGCAAUGUCAUCUCCGACAUCCUCUUCCGCCAGCACUUUGACUACAAUGACAAGACCUGUCUGAGGUUAAUGAGCAUGUUCAAUGAGAACUUCUACCUGCUCAGCACCGGCUGGAUCCAGCUUUAUAAUAAUUUCUCAGGCUAUCUACGCUACCUGCCUGGAAGCCAUAGGAAACUAAUGAAAAAUAUAUCUGAAAUAAAAGAUUAUGCUUUAGAAAGAGUGAAGGAGCACCAGGAUUCGCUGGAGCCCAGCUGUCCUCGAGAUUUCACUGACACCCUGCUGAUGGAAAUGGAGAAGGAAAAAUACAGUGCAGAAUCUACAUACACCUUGGACAACAUUGCCGUGACCGUGGCCGACAUGUUCUUUGCAGGGACAGAGACCACCAGCACCACCCUGAGAUACGGGCUCCUAAUUCUCAUGAAAUACCCAGAGGUUGAAGAGAAACUUCAUGAAGAAAUUGACAGGGUCAUUGGUCCAAACAGAAUCCCUGCCAUCAAGGACAGGCUGGACAUGCCCUACCUGGAUGCCGUGGUACAUGAGAUUCAGCGAUUCAUCGACCUCAUUCCCUCCAACCUGCCACAUGAAGCAACCCGGGACACAGUAUUCAGAGACUACAUCAUCCCCAAGGGCACAGUGGUAAUUCCGACGCUGGACUCCGUCUUAUAUGACAGCCAAGAAUUCCCUGAGCCGGAGAAGUUUAAGCCAGAGCACUUUCUGAAUGAAAAUGGAAAGUUCAAGUACAGUGAUCAUUUCAAGGCAUUUUCUGCAGGAAAGCGGGUGUGUGUCGGAGAGGGCCUGGCUCGCAUGGAACUGUUCCUGUUCAUGGCUGCCAUCUUGCAGCACUUUAACUUGAAAUCUCUUGUUGACCCCAAGGAUAUUGACCUCAGCCCCAUCACGAUUGGGUUUGCCAAGAUUCGCCCCCAUUACAAACUCUGUGUCAUUCCCCGCUCACAAGUGUGAGGGAGAUGUGCUCUAAAGGCCCUGGUUCCUUGAUGCUGACCUGGAGGCCUCCUGUCCCCAGUGUCCCCACAGGGAACACAGCCCGGGCUCCAUAGGAAAUCAAAUGGGCCAGUGAAGCUGCUUCCAGCCCACAUCCUUCAGAUAGAAUUUGAAAGCAAAGUCCAAAAAAGAUUUUGUACAAUCAAUUAAAGUAAGUAAAGCUAA
This is a messenger RNA of Phacochoerus africanus (Common warthog), 1817 nucleotides long. RefSeq names its product cytochrome P450 2E1. Lineage: Eukaryota; Metazoa; Chordata; Mammalia; Artiodactyla; Suidae. Gene Ontology annotation, cellular component: intracellular membrane-bounded organelle; cytoplasm. The record is from RefSeq and is a predicted model, not a curated record. Gene Ontology annotation, molecular function: oxidoreductase activity, acting on paired donors, with incorporation or reduction of molecular oxygen, reduced flavin or flavoprotein as one donor, and incorporation of one atom of oxygen; heme binding; iron ion binding. Gene Ontology annotation, biological process: xenobiotic metabolic process. The transcript is spliced from 9 exons. Bases 60 to 1613 code for a protein of 517 amino acids.